CCUCCUUAUGAGUUUGCUUUUGGAAAUGUGAGUUUAAGUUUUUUCAAUAAAACAAUAUUCUGAUUAUCGAUCACGUAGAAAUAUUAAAUAAUUACAUUAAUGUCACAAAUUAUAAUUUUGGAAUAUUGACGAAACAUUUAAAAAUAUGAAAAUGACGAAGGUGAGUUCGAUACCCAUAAUAAGGUUAACCAUGAGGGAAGGUUUCUCAAAUUACCCCUAAUAUUUAUCAAGUGAUUUUCAUUUAUCUAUAUGUCCAUUUUUAGCUGUUCAUUUAAGUCUCCUUGGUUAAGAAAAAAAAAAUCUGUCUCACCUACUUUGACCAAAAAUGCUCUCUGUAAAAUUAUGAAAAUCCCGCUUCCUUACUAUACACAGUCUAUAAAUUUUAGAGCUUCUCUUUUCUCUUUUUUUUUUCUCUUAGGGGCGCGAAAAAUAGCUUCUUCGAUUUCUGAAUAAAAAGAAAGGAGAAUGAAGUUGAUGAAUGUAUUAAAAUUACUUGUGGUGGCGACUAUGGCGAUGACGGCGGCAGAAGCGAUAUGGCUAGAAUUGCCCAGUUCAGGGGCUAAAUGUGUGUAUGAAGAAAUCCGUAAUAACGUCGUCGUUUUGGUUAAUUACGCUGUCAUUGUUGACAAUGAGCCCGACAAACCUAAAUUUAUUCCCGAUAUCUCCCUUAAGGUUAUAUCACCAUUUGGAAACAAGCUCCACCAUGAAGAAAAUGUCACUCGUGGUAAAUUUGGUUUUACAACGACUGAGCCUGGAUACUAUAUGACGUGCUUUUUCAUGAAUAGUCAAGCUCCUAACGGUAAAAGUGUACAUAUUGGUCUUGACUGGAAAACUGGGAUUGCUGCCAAGGAUUGGGAUUCGAUUGCUCGAAAAGAAAAGAUACAAGAUAUUGAACUUGUGCUGAUGAAAUUCCAGGCAUGGGUGCAAGCCAUCCAUGAAAAAAUAGUCUAUCUAGAAAAGAGGGAGGAAGAAAUGAGUGAAGUGAGUGAGAGAACGAAUGCAGCUGUGGCGGUGUUCAGUGGAAUGUCCCUUAGUCUCUGCAUAUUGGCUGCAGCUACGCAAAUAUGGUAUUUGAAGCGCUUCUUUAGGAAGAAAAAACUCAUAUAAUUUUAUGAAUGUAAUGAUCGAUAACUUUCCUUUUGUGUGGAACCACAACUCACAUAUAAGAUAUCAACAUCGAAUUCUUUUGCUGUGUACCAAAAGAGUGUCAACAUGGAGGAAGCAAUUCAGUGUAUUUCUUGUGCAAUAUAAUUCAAGCAAUUCUUGAA
Molecule: messenger RNA, 1268 nt
Organism: Solanum lycopersicum (tomato)
Lineage: Eukaryota; Viridiplantae; Streptophyta; Magnoliopsida; Solanales; Solanaceae
Product: transmembrane emp24 domain-containing protein p24delta3-like
Biological process (GO): endoplasmic reticulum to Golgi vesicle-mediated transport; intracellular protein transport; Golgi organization
Cellular component (GO): Golgi apparatus; endoplasmic reticulum; endoplasmic reticulum-Golgi intermediate compartment
Source: RefSeq, a predicted model, not a curated record